This is a messenger RNA of Uranotaenia lowii, 1447 nucleotides long. Its product is annotated as nucleoside hydrolase-like. The transcript has a single exon. Bases 453 to 1427 code for a protein of 324 amino acids. The record is from RefSeq and is a predicted model, not a curated record. NCBI's taxonomy places the organism in Eukaryota, Metazoa, Arthropoda, Insecta, Diptera, Culicidae. Gene Ontology annotation, molecular function: hydrolase activity, hydrolyzing N-glycosyl compounds.
CAAAUAUGUAUUCUAAUAUCAGCUCAGCUACAUAAAAUUCCUAAAUUUAAUCUUAAACAAACCUAUUUUUAAAACAUCUUCAUUUACAAAGUUAUGAAUAGAAUAAAUCAAUGAAAAAACUGUACCCGCGAAAGAGAUGAAAGCGCAAUCGAGGCGAUUAACGUCGAUCGCAUCUUGUCCAAAUCUUAAAAUUAGCCCGAUAAGCUAACCAUUCUAAGAAAAGGAGGAAAGAGAGCUGGAAAGCGCCUCGCUCGAUCUUCUAGCUCGUUUUCUUAGCUUUACCUAACAGCACGCUAAUCCUUCUACCAAUCAACAGCAUUAAAUCCACACGCUCGAUCGAAUUAUGCUGUAGUAGCAAAUCAACAUUUCCGAGUCGCACAUGUUGUGUGUCUGUCCGUAUGUACCUAAGCAUUUUGGAUUAGAACUUUUGUUUGAUUGUGGGUCUUUUAAAAAUGGCAGCAGCCCCGCGCAAAGUGAUUGUCGACUGCGAUGUCGGAACGGAUGAUGCCUGGGCUCUGCUGCUGUUGUUGAAGUGUGAUAAGGUGUUCAAUGUAAAGCUGGAAGCUAUAACGUGUACCCAUGGGAAUACAAGUGUCCACCAUGCGGCUAGGAAUACUUUGCGAUUGCUGGAUGGCGUAGGACGGCUAGAUGUGCCGGUCUACAAGGGAGCAGAAGAACCUCUGUUGACACCGGUUCCGGAGAAGGAUAAGCACUUUCACGGUGUGGACGGGUUUGGAGACUUGGAUUUUGAUACGCCAGACGAAGCGCUGCUACAAUCGGAACAUGCAGUUAACGAGCUGUAUCGGAGGUUGAAUGAGCAGCCAGGCGAGAUUUCGUUGAUUUUUAUUGGACCGCUCACGAAUUUGGCACUUUGCUUGAAAAUGUAUCCCGAUGUGCGGACAAAAAUCAAAGAUCUGUUCGUGAUGGGCGGCAAUCGUCAUGGGGUAGGAAACGUUACCAGAGCGGCGGAGUUUAACUUUUGGAGCGAUCCCGAGGCGGCACACAUUGUUUUUAACAAUGUCCAGUGUCCCAUAACAGUGGUUCCGUGGGAGACCUGUGUUUCGGAGCACAAGUUUCUGGCCAUGGAUUGGCGAAUGAGCAUCGUGGGUCGGAGCACCAAUAAGGUGGUACAAAUGCUGAACCAGGUAGAGACCAAGUGCUACACCAAUUUCGAAUGGUGGAUGCCGUGCGAUGCAUUUUUGGUAGCCGUUUUCAUCAAACCGGAUAUUGUGCGCCAUGCCGAGAAUUUUCACGUGGAUAUUGAACUGACGGGAAAGCUAACCCGUGGCCAGAUGGUACCUGAUCAUUUGAAGUCCAACAAGGAGAAUACUCGCGUAGUGGAUAGGAUUGAUAACGAACAGUUCAAGCUGCUCAUGUUGUACGCAGCCGAUCAUAAUGACGUUGAAGCUCAGCUUUCUAGUUUGUAGUUUUAUCAGCUAACAACAAA